Aricia agestis (brown argus) is the source of this 1722-nucleotide messenger RNA. RefSeq lists its product as uncharacterized. The record is from RefSeq and is a predicted model, not a curated record. NCBI's taxonomy places the organism in Eukaryota, Metazoa, Arthropoda, Insecta, Lepidoptera, Lycaenidae. Bases 1 to 1722 code for a protein of 573 amino acids. The transcript has 9 exons.
AUGGAGACGUUACUGUACGAAACAUACAAACUGAUAGAGCUAAACGAAACUCAAAUCAAUGGAGCUUGGAAAGGCGCUCAUCUCCUGCUGUUUUUCUUGGCGUUCGUGUUUGGGUCGUUCUGUACCUUCUGUUUCCACAUGCUGAUGUACUUCUUCGAGGAAAAAUGCGUAUUAUACCCGAAGCUCUUGAGUCUGUCCGAUGUUAAGCAGAGCGUUAUCAAGGAGAUCCUGCCCUACGAUAGCGAACAGCUAGAUAGUCUGCCCGUGGACUUUGUGAGCACGCAGUGGGUGGAGCAGAGCGUGUGCCACCUGCCCACGUACGUGCCGCUGGUGUCGGGCAUCUGCGGCCUGGUGUGGACCACACUGUUCCUCAUGUGCUCCACCGGCAGCAGGGUCUUCACUGGGUUGGAGCAAUCCUGGCGCAUUCUGCCCCCGGUGUUCUUGUUCUCGGUGGUAAUGGGCGGCGUCUGCGUGUACACAUCCGUCGUCACCACGCGCGGCCUGCACGAGCUGUGCAGCGAGCUCGCAGACAUCACUGGUGAUACCACGUGCUCGUUCGCCAUCAACGUGGUCACCCUGCCGUACGAGCGGCGCAUCUGCGGCGUGUACCAGGCGGUGGAGCUGACGGUGCUGACGGCGUGGCUGCACACGCUGUGCUGGCUGUUGUCGGCGCUGCUGACAGCGGCGCGCGUGCUGCUCGCCGUCGACUUCCAGCUGGUGCGGGUCAGCGUGCACUUGAGGGGGAACGUUGAGCUGAUACUGGUUAGUAAUAUAAAGCUGACGGUGCUGACGGCGUGGCUGCACACGCUGUGCUGGCUGCUGUCGGCGCUGCUGACGGCGGCGCGCGUGCUGCUCGCCGUCGACUUCCAGCUGGUCCGCGUCAGCGUGCACUUGAGAGGGAACAUUGAGCUGGUACUGGAGGAUCACGAGCACCAAGUGGGUAGUGUGGGCUACGAUCAGCGUCACUGGUCCGACCAGUUCACGCUACGGGAAGACCCCUACUACGGCUCCUCCUACCUUCGAUCAGUGCCCAGGGAACAGCGGUUCAUCGUCCGAACCGUCUUCAACCUCGUCAACAAUGCCGUGACCUUGGCCGAGUUCAUGAGGAAACAUAAUGUCCAACUAAAUCAAACUCCGACGAAAGGUGAGAAUGAAGCCGCCGAGGACAGGGAAACUUUACGACCAAUAAAAACACAAUAUGACAAUUCGGAAUCGGUGAUGUCGUUGAUGACGGGCAUCGCACCCUUCAGCUUCACGGAGGAGAAGGCCGGCGUCAGCUUGUUCCUCAGCCUCCUCCACCGCCUCCCGUGGGCGUUGAAGAUGUGGUCGGACAGCGAGUCCCGGUCGCCCGGGCUGAAGAUCCCGUGGGCUUGGAAGUGGUCGAAGUGCGUGAUCAGGAUGAGCUUCGCCAGGUCCGGAUCGUGGACGUUGAGGACGGGCUCGGAGAAGGCGUACAUGCCCACGUACGGGAGAUGUCGGUACUUGAAAUUCCCGUACGGGGCGCCCGGGACGGGACCGGAAUCGACUAGUACACGUGGUAGUACUGAACCUUCAUCGUCAGAAAAAUCGUCACGAACUUCGUUCUCAUUACUAGAUUCUUUGUAUUCGGCUAUAUUCUCUACAUUUUCUUCAUUGUUAUCAAAUACCAACUUAUUAUCUUCUGACGAUUCAGAAUCCUCUUCUGUAAAACAUUCAGUACCAGAACUAUCCCCCGACUCGUGA